Alosa sapidissima (American shad) is the source of this 2851-nucleotide messenger RNA. Its product is annotated as circularly permutated Ras protein 1-like. Lineage: Eukaryota; Metazoa; Chordata; Actinopteri; Clupeiformes; Clupeidae. Gene Ontology annotation, biological process: COPII-coated vesicle cargo loading. The transcript has 22 exons. The record is from RefSeq and is a predicted model, not a curated record. The coding region runs from base 322 to 2490 and encodes 722 amino acids. Gene Ontology annotation, molecular function: zinc ion binding; SNARE binding. Gene Ontology annotation, cellular component: COPII vesicle coat; endoplasmic reticulum exit site.
CUACAACGCAUCAAAGUGGACACCAUCAAUGUGUGCAGGUCAAUUCACGCACACACGCACACACUUACACACACAUAGAUACGCCUAGUCGCAUUCUUUACAUUUACGACUCCAUGGUGCAGAAGGAGUGAAGUAGAGAAACUGGCUUUACUGGUUCUGUCAGAGUACAGUGUUCUAGCUGAGAUCACUGCACUCUGACCGACGACUCCAACUCAGGAUUCCAACUCCCUAGCACAGGACUGGGGCUCUCUCCCACAUACAGGUUAAAAUACAUGAAAGUCACACCCACUGCUCCAUCUGAACUUGCUCCAGGAAUGAGAAAUGGAAUUUGCAUGUAAACAUGUCUACGUACCACCACCGAUUGAGAAACCUAAACGUUCAGCCCUACUACCCCCUGUGAAAAAGGUCCGUCCACGCACCCCCCCUCCACCUCCUCCUACUCCCCUCAAAGAGCUGGUCGGCCCCCUGUCCCCGUCUUCAGCGUCCCCCAACACUCUCCAGGUGGACCAGCCCCCACCCCAUCUACGCCCCCGCUCAGCUCCACCUUCUCCCAGGUUAAGGUCAUCCCCCUCCAGUCCCCCGGCUGUAGAGCCCAGGGUCAGCCCAGGCCUUGCCAAAGGCCAGCAAGUACAGGAAGAGCGUUACUGCUCCGUUCUACCAGGGCACGAAGUGGACCAGACACGUCGCUUCAGCUCCCCAGAGCACCCCAGAACCCAUCCUCUCAUAGGCCCUCCUCUUCCUCCUCGCCCUGCCUUCCUGACAAAGUUCCCAGUGAACACCGAGGUCUUCCCCUCAACCUCCCCACUCUCCCCCAACUCUGAAGGUCCUCCUAGAACUCCUUGCCCUUUCCCACCAUCAGGCCCUACAGACAAGCAGCCGCUGCCAGGCAACCCCAACGUCAUACUAAUAGACUUGGAUAAAAUUGUAACAGACACAAAUAACAGGUUCAUUGAUGGAGAGCCCCCAGCAUGCCCUGCAUGUGGUUCAGUGCUGGAUACCUGCUAUGACAAUGUGGUGGGGUCCUGCUACUUCUGCCAGUCCUGGGAGACGUCCGGUGCCGAUCCCCCCAUUUCCCAGCCCUGCUCCUUCUCGGCUCCCUAUGAGGACAACCUCUUCCUGCUGACCCCUGACCAAGAGGCCCAGGCCCCUGACACGCUCCUCGUGUUCUGCAUCGACAUCUCUGGAUCCAUGAGCAUAACCUCCAGGGUACAAGAAACUGACGGACUGGUCUACAAAUCACGUCUGGAGUUUGUGCAGGAGGCUCUGCUCCAGUGUGUUCGGGAUCUCAGUCGGACCGAGCACAACACCCGAGUGGCUCUGGUCUCCUUCAAUAAUGAGGUUACAAUGCAUGGACAUACCAAUGUGAUCUCCUGGAGAAUAGGUGGAGAUGACUUAAUAGAGGGUGAAUUCUUAAAGAAUGCAGGCCUCACCUUUCCAACGCCACCCCCAAUCAGUGAAGCAUGGGAUGGCUUUCAAGCAGAGAUUUAUGGGCUUCAAGAAGGUGGAGCCACAGCGUUAGGUCCUGCUGCUGCUGUUGCCAUAGGAAUGGCCUCUCAGAUUCCAGGGUCAAAGGUGCUGAUCUGUACAGAUGGCAGGGCUAACACUGACCUGGGGGACCUGGAGGCGGAGGACAAGGACUCCUGCACACUUGUCUCCUCCAGCAUCUUCUACAAGGACUUGGGAGAGUACGCCGCCAGCAAAGGGGUGACCGUGUCAGUCAUGUCUUUUGAGGGGACAGAUUGCAGGUUGGAUGAACUGGGUAGACUGGCAGACUGCACAGGAGGAGAGGUGGUCAUUUCCAGCCCUGAGAAGCUCUACAGUGCAUUUCACAGAGUGAUUGAGAACAGAACCAAGGCUACACACUGCACUGUCACUCUGCUGCUGCCCACCACACUAUGUGUGAAAGGGGAAAGGGAGAUGGGGCAUUGUGUGGUCAGACAGGUUGGGAAUGUGAUGCCACAUACUGAGCUCACUCUCCAGUUUGGACUGAGAGACCAGAAGGAACACAGCCAAGUUCUCUUGUCUACAGGGAGUGUAUGUAUACAGCUUCAGGUGAAGUAUAGGAUGAGGGAUGGACUGAGAAUGCUCAGAGUCAUCACCAUGCACAAGGAGGUCACCAGCAACAGUUCUCUGGUUCUGUCCUCUGUCUCUCUCUCUGUGCUGCAUCUGAACUCCGUUCAGAACAGUGCCGCUCUGGCAGUGAGGGGACGACUCCGGGAUGCUCAGAAAGAGCAAGAGACGCAGGCAGAACUGAUACAGCGAGCUGUUGAAUUUCAACAGAAUUCUGGAUAUGAACUGAUAUAUCCUGAAUGGGUGAAAGCCAUGAACCCACUAAACAACAUCUACAACUAUACGCGGGGAAAUCCAGUUUCAUCCUUGAACUCAAAAUCCCUGACUGAUAAAGGAGCGGCCCUGCUCUUCGGACUGAAACAUGGCAACAGGAUGUCCAUCACACCCAGGGGCAGAGAUAGAACCCUCUCUGAUCAGUGAAAUGGGUGAUGCAACUGAUCUGUUCUUGUUGUUAGAACCAGAAAAGUAUUGGAAAACAGGCCAUAUAAAUGCCAUGGUUCACACAUGGGUUUCACUACCCAGAUGUGUGUUUGCUACAUGAAAUGUCUAUGACAGUGUGCCGACUGGACAAUGUCAUCAAUCUGCAGCUGGCAGUGGACCGUCAGAGGGACAUUGUGUGAUUGUGUGCUGGCACACAAAUGCUAGAUCAUGUAAAGUCAUUCUUACUCAGACAGCACAACCCUCACUUCACACUGACCAUAUAUCUAAUUUCCCCCCAAAAUAUUUCCUGUGUUCAAUAUGUUUAUUUGGAAGUGCAAUAAAUAUGAUAUCUGAACAAUAA